AUGACAUUUUUAAAAUUUAUAUAUUUGAUAGUUGUGCCCUUAGGCAUAUUUUUACUUUUGUCUUGCUUAUUAAAAGUACGAUUUCUUGUGACGUUUAGUUAUUCGUUUUGUAGAAAGAAGAUUGGUGAUACACCUUUAAGAAUUGUAUCUAUAAUAUUAUUUUUAAAUUUUUUAAUAUUUAUAACUGAAUCUUAUAAAUUAAAAUAUAAUGUAAGAAAUAUGUAUAGUGCGAAUGAGCUAAUCACGGGUAUAACUUCUGAUCAUUUAAAAUUAUAUAAAUGGAGACAUGAAAGGAAUUGGUGGAUAGGAUUAUCAAAUUUAUGUAUAUGGAUCAUGAUCUGGCGAUCUACUGGAAUAAUUAAUUACUAUGUUAAAUAUUUAGAACAAAGGAAAAGACAAAUAAAGCUCCUAUGA
Plasmodium reichenowi is the source of this 414-nucleotide messenger RNA. RefSeq names its product putative membrane protein. Bases 1 to 414 code for a protein of 137 amino acids. The record is from RefSeq and is a predicted model, not a curated record. Lineage: Eukaryota; Apicomplexa; Aconoidasida; Haemosporida; Plasmodiidae. The transcript has a single exon.